UCAAAAUCAACAACUUUGGCCACUUUAACUAUAUCAUCACAAUUAACCAUCUUGGCACAAGCAACAAAAUUAAACAACUCAGUAGCAAACUCUUUAACCAAAAAAAAGAAAGCUGCUGACCAAGUGGCUAAUAUAAAAACUUCUGAUUCUCCAAUGACAACUACUAAAAAUUUGACAGCUACUAAUAAUAUAACUACUAUCAAUAAGUCUUUAGAUAGUAGAAAAGAAUUAUUAGUAGAUCCUAUGCUAUCAGCAAAUCAUGUCAAAAAAGAAUACUAUAUUCAUCGAAUUAAAGAAAGUCUCUGGAGUACUUUUGGCAUUAGUAAUGUUAAACUUGAUUCAAAUAACCCAAAUUCAGAUACUUUUCUUGCUUUAAUCAUCAAAUAUACUUUUAUAUCUGAAGAUAAAUGUACCUAUGCCAAUGCAAUUUGGACUCAGGCAGUUCUUGAACUUAUUUUUGAUAAAAAUUACCUUUUAGUGAAACUUGACUCUGAUGUUGUUGAUACAUGGUACCAAAAACUUUUAAAGGAAACAAACACUUACACCUCUUUUGCAAACUUACAAGUUAAAUCUUUAGAUUCAAUAGAUGUUGAUGAUCUUUAUAAAAGCUUGUUUGACUUCAACUCUGAAAGCCAUCUAAGCAAUAAUGAUAUUAAAGACAAUAAUGGUAAUGAGAACUAUAUCACUGGUUCUUAA
This is a messenger RNA of Dentiscutata heterogama, 696 nucleotides long. The record is from the annotation of a GenBank genome assembly. Lineage: Eukaryota; Fungi; Glomeromycota; Glomeromycetes; Diversisporales; Gigasporaceae.